AAAAUAAGAUCAUCACAUUUGUGAAGAAUGAACUGCAAAGAUUUAAGAUGAUUCUAAGUCCAGAUUACCAAGAAGACUUAAAGAGAAAAGAUGAAGAUGAGAGUGAUGCCAGAGAAGGAGCUCUUAAGAUGGCACUACACUUCCUAUUGGAGAUGGAGAGAACAGAUCUUGCUGACAAACUGAAAGAUUAUGAGCUGGAUGUACUUUGUCGGGCUGAACUGAAAAGACAUUUCAAGAACAAAUACCAGAGUGUGUUUGAAGGAAUACCCAUGCAAGGAAACUCUGCCCUGCUCGACAAGAUCUACACAGAGAUCUACAUCACAGAGGGAGGAAUUGGGAAAGUAAAUGACGAGCAUGAAGUCAGGCAGAUUGAGUCCAUAUCCAAAAGAUCAGUUGGAAGCGAGAAACAAAUCAAGUGCAAUGACAUUUUCAAGCUCUUACGUGAUCAGGACAAGCCAAGCAGAAGAGUCAUCACAAAGGGGGUAGCUGGCAUUGGUAAAACCAUCUCCAUUCAGAAGUACAUCCUGGACUGGGCUGAGGGAAAAGACAACAGAGAGAUCCAUUUAAUUUUCCCAUUGCCUUUUCGGGAGCUCAACCUGAUAAGAGACACACAGCUUUCUUUGAUGGGUCUCCUUCACCACUUCUUUCCAGAGCUGAAGCAUUUAACCUUUGACAUUCAAGAGAAGUUUAAAUUAUUGUUCAUCUUUGACGGUCUGGAUGAAUGUCGACUCCAACUAAACUUUCAGGAGAAUGAAAGUUACACUGAUGUGACUGGUGUCACUUCAUUGGAUGCACUCCUGACAAAUCUCAUUAAGGGAAAUCUGCUUCCUUCUGCUCUACUUUGGAUCACCUCCCGACCAGCGGCAGCCAGUCAGAUUCCUCCCGAUUGUAUUGACCUUGUCACAGAGAUCCAAGGCUUCAAUGACGCACAGAAGGAGGAGUACUUUAGGAAGAGGAUCAGUGAUGAGAGUUUUGUAAGCACAAUAAUGUCUCACAUUAAAUCAUCAAGGAGUCUCCACAUCAUGUGCCACAUACCAGUGUUUUGCUGGAUUACUUCUUGUGUUCUUGUGGCGAUUCUUGGCUCUUCAGAAAGACAACAGCUUCCAAAAACGUUGACAGAAAUGUACACAUAUUUCCUGAUUUUCCAAACAAAACAGGCCAAUCAAAAGUUUGACAAUAUGCAUGAACUUGAUCCACAAUGGAACAGGAAACUAAUCCUUGCUCUUGGAAAGCUAGCCUACAAACAGUUGGAGAAGGGAAAUCUGAUCUUCUAUGAAGAGGACCUGAGGGAGCAUGGCAUUGAUGUCAGAGAAGCUGUAGUACGCUCUGGUGUAUGCACCCAGAUCUUCCGACAGGAAUAUAGCAUUUUUCAAGCAACAGUGUUCUGCUUUAUCCACCUGAGUAUCCAGGAGUAUCUUGCAGCUCUGUAUGUGUUUCUGAUGAUGGCAACAGAAAGGCAAAAUGUGAUCUCCACAAAAGAGCUUGAAGAAUCAAUGACCAUCCUACACAAGAGUGCUGUGGACAAAGCUCUGGAGAAUAAAGAUGGACGUUUUGACCUCUUCCUCCGGUUUCUUCUUGGUCUUUCUCUGGAGUCCAACCUGACUCUCCUGCGUGGCCUUCUGCUGAGUGGAGAGAUAUAUAUUAGCAAUGCUGAAACAAUCAGUUACAUUAAGGACAAGAUCAGGGAGGUCCCUUCAUCAGAGAGGAUGAUCAAUCUCUUCCACUGCCUGAAUGAACUGAAUGACCAUUCCUUAGUGGAGGAGAUCCAGAAAUUCCUGAGUGCAGGGACGCUUUCUGAAGCCGAACUCUCACUUGGCCAGUGGUCAGCUCUAGUGUUUGUGCUGCUGACAUCAGACCAAAAGCUGGAUGUUUUCGAUCUGAAGAAAUACGUCAAGUCGGAUGAAUGUCUCUGGAGGCUGAAGCCAGUAGUGGAGGAAUCCAAGUCACUUCUACUGGCAGACUGUGGUGUAACAGGAGUAGGAUAUGCUGCUCUGGCCUCAGCUCUCAAAUCAAAUCCUUCACACCUGGAGGAACUGGACCUGAGAGGAAACGACCCUGGAGACUCCAGAGUAGAGCUCCUUUCAGAAUUACAGCAGGAUCCAGCCUGUAAACUUCNGAAACUUAUGCUCGAUGCCUGCAGUAUAACAGAAGAGGGCUGUGCUGCUCUGACUUCAGCUCUGAUGUCAAACCCCUCACACCUGACACUUCUGGAUCUGGAUAAUAAUAAAAUUAGGGAUUCUGGUGUGAAGCAGAUAUCUGCUCUACUCAGGAAUCCAGACUGUAAACUACAACGGCUUUGGCUUCAGACCUGCAGUGUAACAGAAGAGGGCUGUGCUGCUCUGACUUCAGCGCUGAUUUCAAACCCCUCACACCUGACAUAUCUGUCUCUGAAUAAUAAUACACUUGGAGACUCUGGAGUGAAGCAGAUCUCACCUCUACUCAGGAAUCCAGACUGUAAGCUACAGAUACUGUGGCUUCAGUCCUGCAGUAUUACAGAAGAGGGCUGUACUGCUCUGAGUUCAGCGCUGAUUUCAAACCCCUCACACCUGACAGAACUGUAUCUGAGUCAUAAUAAACUUGGAGACUCUGGAGUGAAGCAGAUAUCCGCUCUACUCAUCAAUCCAGGCUGUAAACUACAAACGUUAAGGCUUAAUGACUGCAGUAUAACAGAAGAGGGCUGUGCUGCUCUGACUGCAGCGCUGAUUUCAAACCCCUCACAUCUGACAGAGCUGUAUCUGGGUGCUAAUAUGCUUGGAGACUCGGGUAUGAAGCAGAUCUCUGCUCUACUCAGCAAUCCAGACUGUAAACUACAAAAACUAAGCCUUUGGACUUGCGAUAUAACCGAACGAGGUUGUGCUCUUCUGACAUCAGCUCUGGCAUCAAACCCCUCCCACCUGAUAGAACUGAAUCUCAGUGAUAAUAAACUUGGAGACUCAGCAGUCAAGCAGAUCUCUGCUCUGGUGGAAGACCCAAACUACAGACUUGAGAAAGUAACCUUGGAAAACACUGGGAAGUAGCCUCUUACUGCAGAUGGGGUCGUCGGCGGGCCUAUGCACUAUUUGCUGAAAAUACUCAACUACAUCAUAACAACAU
Molecule: messenger RNA, 3093 nt
Organism: Engraulis encrasicolus (European anchovy)
Lineage: Eukaryota; Metazoa; Chordata; Actinopteri; Clupeiformes; Engraulidae
Product: NACHT, LRR and PYD domains-containing protein 3-like
Exons: 9
Coding region: 48-3017 (989 amino acids)
Biological process (GO): intracellular signal transduction
Molecular function (GO): protein binding
Source: RefSeq, a predicted model, not a curated record